Molecule: messenger RNA, 1624 nt
Organism: Durio zibethinus
Lineage: Eukaryota; Viridiplantae; Streptophyta; Magnoliopsida; Malvales; Malvaceae
Source: RefSeq, a predicted model, not a curated record
AAAGAAAAGAAAAAGAAAAUUUUGUCUGCGUAGGAGAAAUUGUUGGUAGGCCGAAUUCCAAAAGCUCUAAUCGGGCCCGAUCCAGAUUGAAGGAACCCAGUCGCCCACCCACCCGAUCAGCUGAACUUAGUGGUUCGCUGCGUCUUAGGCUCAUUGCCACAGCACAGAAAUUCGAAAACCCUGGCUUUAGGGCUUAUCAGAAAGAUCCUCCCUCUAAAUUUUCCGGUCUCAACAAGUGAAAUGGCCAAGGAAGCGCAAUCUUUGCGCCCAUGGUUUCUGGAUUUAGUACCAUUGUUGGUUGUUCUCUUGAUAGCUGCUCAUAUCUUCGCUUUGGUUUACUGGAUUUUCAGACUAGCUUCUGACAAACAGCCCCAAAGAAGAAAGGCACACUAAGCUACAUUAUAUUGGAAAUUUGAAAAAAUAUUAGGAGGUUCUUUAUGCUGGAUUUGAUUCUAUGUAGAGACAGAGGUUUAUAAAAGAUUAUAAGAAGUUUUGUGAAUCUAUCAUGUGACACAUGUUCUGUUGAACAUUAGAUUUGUUUCCUAGUCCAUGUUUGCACAUUGUUGUUCUAAAUGUUGUUGACUUUGCCAUUUUGCUUACCCUCUUGAGUUGGAUUAUCUUUGCUACCUUGUAAGAUGUCAGUGUUCAUGCUGUCACUGGUGUUCAUUUCAUUAGCCAAGGGACAUGAUUGCUGGAUUUCUAACCUCUCUUGUUUUGCAAUACUAUCUUCAACAACAUGUUUACUUAUAUAUCAUUUUUUUUUUACCAAUUAAAGUAUAACAAUUCUCGUGAUUUUAUGUUAUAAUGGAUACAUUGAUUGUUAUCUGUUUCAUACACAGGCAAUAAGUCUUCUGUGAUUGCUGUGAUUUUGUUGUCGAAUAGAGAAUAAAUGGUUUUUUCAAGAAAAAACAAAGGAUAAAAAUUACAAACCAUCUCCUCUUCCCCCCUCCCUUUCUUUCCCAUUGAGCAAAUCUUCAAUCUUCAUGUUUAGUUGAGAAGUCCUCAUAAAGAAAACGAAAUCAACUAAGGCGAGACGUGAUGUAAUCAGUGAAAUUCUAAGCUGAUGUCUGCGGUAUAUUUUUCUAGUCAGUCUUAUUUGCCAAAAAGAGAGGUGAAUAUAUUCAUGUUCACUCUUUCAAAAUCAGCCCAUCCCGAAAACCAGCAAAUUUGGUCCAAAAAUCUUGGUGUGGAAAAGAUACGUUGUUGAUAGAAAUAUUUUCAGAAUUAACUGCCACUUUGCUCUAACUUUCCACGCGCACCCUCUCAAAAAUGAAACCACAUUUGUCUCUUUGGAUAUUACCCCAUGCCUUGAACACGUCGAGAAACAUUCGGCAAGGAAGCAAGUCAUAACUGCUCGAUUUCAUUAUCUAGUAAUGUUUAAUUUUCGUCGUGUUUACCAGGACAAAAGUUACUAACACGUAAAUAUCAUUUUUUUAAAAAAAGCCAUUUGAGGCAGCGUGGCAUCCAAUUUACAAUCAGAAAGAUACAAAAGCAAAAGUUAUGAUUAUCGUGCAAAGCUCUAUCAUCCAACCAAUUCUAUCAUGAGCUCGUGCAAAGCUUGUAACAAACUAAUAAUAAUGGUGAAUCGGUGAUAGCCGUGAAUGAGUCGUUUAUUAGUAUCAUU